Saccostrea cuccullata (small rock oyster) is the source of this 960-nucleotide messenger RNA. RefSeq lists its product as uncharacterized. The transcript has a single exon. The record is from RefSeq and is a predicted model, not a curated record. NCBI's taxonomy places the organism in Eukaryota, Metazoa, Mollusca, Bivalvia, Ostreida, Ostreidae. Gene Ontology annotation, molecular function: ubiquitin protein ligase activity; zinc ion binding. Bases 1 to 960 code for a protein of 319 amino acids. Gene Ontology annotation, biological process: protein polyubiquitination; proteasome-mediated ubiquitin-dependent protein catabolic process.
AUGGCGGUUGCUCCUGAUCCCAGCGGGCAACAUUUUGUUACGUGUCAGCUGUGUGAAGACAAUGUUCAAUUCUACUGCAGACCGUGCAGAAUAAGACUUUGUGUAAAAUGUGUGUCUCCUCAUCUGGAAACUAACGCACCGGACCAUAAUAUUGUGUAUUAUCACAAACGAUUUUGGACGACAACAAGAUUCCUUCACGAUCCACACUUAGUGAAGAACAUACCUUGUGGUUGUAUCGCGAUGCUCUGCAUUAGAUACACCAGUGAUAGACAGAUUUUCGUAAUUUCGCACGGUUCGUCGGAUAUAAAUCUUGUAAAUACAGACGGAACUUUAGUCAGAACUUUUUCUCCGGAAAGAUUACUUCCCAAUUUGACCCCUUAUAAAGACGGUGCGUUAUAUACAGACAAAGAAGGAAUAAGAAAAAUUAACAGUAAAGAUGAUAAACUAUUUAUAUCAAUUCAUGGGGAAUUGAGAGGAAUUGAAUUUAUGGAACCUAAUUUCAUAUUUGUCUGCAACUCUUCCAAGGUUGAAAAAUAUACAACUGAUGGUAAAAGACUUUUGAAAAUUGAAUACGACGACAAAGGAGAUCAUAUUUAUAAAAAUCCUACAAAAAUAUCUAUCAAUGGAAAUGGGGACAUUUGUGUGGCUGAAUAUGCAAGAACCGAUGUCCUUAUUCCUUCGGUUACAGUGGUAGAUAAUUGUGGAAAAUACCGUUUCUCUUAUGGUCUAGAGCCUAAAAGUGAUUAUUCCUGCAUGAUGGAUCUGUGCUGUGACUCCUGUUUUCACAUCAUCAUAGUCUGUGAUAAAAUACAAGUGAUAGACAAAGAUGGUAACUUUCUUAGAUAUCUGGUGUAUGAUGGGAUAAAAAAUCCUUUGAGUGUGACCAUUGAUAAUGAUGACAAUUUAUACGUUUCCGAAUUGUUUGACAAAUACGUAAGAGUGUUAAAAUAUCUGUACUAA